Molecule: messenger RNA, 1829 nt
Organism: Aspergillus uvarum CBS 121591
Lineage: Eukaryota; Fungi; Ascomycota; Eurotiomycetes; Eurotiales; Aspergillaceae
Exons: 3
Coding region: 95-1543 (482 amino acids)
Source: RefSeq, a predicted model, not a curated record
UCAGGGCUGCUUUUAUUGUCUCAAAGCCCGGGUGGGAGGGUAACUCGAUUCGUCGAGGGUUUCUCUUUGAUCUCAAUUUCCUCGCAACAGCAUCAUGACCGAAUUAUCGACAAAAAUGCCGUGGGCAACAGGCGUGAAGAAAGUUCUUAUUUCUACUUCUACUCUGGACAAUCCCUCUGUGGCUAGUAUCCGUCUUGCCUACCAUAAAUACACUAAUCAAGGAUGCAUUUCCCUCGGUAUCAAUGCAAAGUCGGGUAAUUCGAGCGGGCAAAAUCCACUUUUGUUCAGAAUCUCUCCGGAGUCAGUCAAAACGUGUAGGUUAAUCUUGGUAAGCGACGAAACACUAUGUCCAGAAUAUUUUAUUACAAGACUCCAGACAAGGGCAAAGAAUGUUCGGGACAUCUCAUUACUUAUUCUAGAACUUGAUCGGGCGCUUGAGGAGGAAACUGUUCUUUGCCCGUCUAAUCUGCCGUCUCCAGUCCCUGCAGCGCAUAGGGACUUGAAUUUCGCCGCUUUUGCAAGGAUUUGUGAAUCCAAGUCUCUACGAAUCUAUUUCGGUCGGCAACAAUUUAGGGAUCACGAACUCGGUAUACUGAGGACCUUUGUCCAUGACCUAAACACAAAAACUCUCAAAGCGGUGUCCUCCAAUGAGGCCCGCCAGGGCCGGGUUGAAAGACGCUGGAAGGAUCUGAGUGUAUGGCUUGACAGACCACCUGAUUAUGAGGAGUCUGCGUCCGAACGGGUGCAGCAAGUGAAUCCACCUCCAUAUCAUGAUAAAUCUAAGCUAGCCCGUGCGGGUGAGAAACGGCCCCGAGAUCACUCUUCAUUACCACCCGAGGAUGACGGACGAAAACGACCGCUCUUGAUUUUCCCAGAAUCGCAAUGCUGUCCUACUGAAGUCAAUACACCGAGUCCUCCCCCUUCACCGGCCUCAAUCCGAGCAACCGACUUUACGCGUCAUUCCCCUCCAAGACGCACGGAGCGUGACACACUUGCGCGUUUUGAGCAUAUGCUCUAUGGUGCUUCCGAUGAUUUGAUCCGCAAAUUAUUGAUUCGCUUAGUAUGUCGAUGUCUACCGGCCAUAUCUGAUGAUUUUGAGGGUAAUUUACUCUCUGAUUCGGAGAAAGCCAUUUUGACCAAGAUCGAAUUGAUCGAACGUCACCUCGAACGACUAAUCGAUGCGAAGAUCAAAUCCAUCCUUGAAACACAUAUCCUGAGGGAAAUUGUUCAGGAGAUUGUCGACAGUGCUUUAAGCGAGUGUUGUGACAAGGUCUUGGAUGAAUGUGCAAUGCGCAUCACAGCCGACGAUUGUAUGAAGGAGAUGGAAGAACACGCCCAAAAGCACAUGGAUGAAAUAGAAGAGCAAGCGCAACAGUAUAUGCAUAGGAUUGAGGAUCAGGCAGCAGAGGCUGAGAUGUCUGCGAAAAAAACGGGACUCAAUUUAAAGCGAUGGUUGGAAACGUCUGCCCAGUCUCUACCUGCGAGCAAAACAAGGCCUAGUCAGGGGGUGCUGAGCACCAAGGGCAGACGCAGCUCCUUCUAGUGGAUUGGUAAUAGACACGCAGCUCCUAACAUUGUUGUCAUGGACUUCAAUGGUUUAUAGGCUAGUAAGACAAUCAGUGAAUGAACCAGCAUCGAACAAUAAGACCAUUCUCGACGCGUGACUUCAGUUGAAGGGGAUUCCGUCAAAGGCCCGACAUGGGAAGCCGAACAGCCAGUGAUUAAUUGUAGGCUCGACAUGACGUCAGAGGCUGGAUCCUCGGGGCCGCAGCAGUUUUCCGUCAAGGUUGGCUGAAGUGUGGUUUGGAACAUGCAAGGCCACUGUAUCA